AUGGUCGGCCAACUUCUUCAAAUAAUAGACUUCAUCAAGGAUGCGGAUAGGGAGCGAAUUCACCCACGCCUCAUCGAAACGGCACUGCUCGAGAUUCAAGAGAAAAUUAGGGGCAAAAAGGUCGUCAUCGUGAGCAUCGCCGGCCUCUUACGAGGCGGCAAAAGCUGCCUGCUCGAACUGCUGCGCCUCGAGCUGACCAACCCGGGGGCGCUGCGGGACGCGAAGACCGUCAUCGGACACAGCGAUGGUAUCCCCUUCAAAAUGGACGAAGCCAGACACACCCAGGGCAUUCUGAUGUGGAAUGAGUUGAUUCCGGUUGAGACAGAUGCGGGGACGUAUCACGUACUGCUCGUCGACUCGCAGGGAACAUUCGACUUUGAGAGCGACACAAAAGUCUCCGCUUUCAUAUCGACGAUCCUUCAUCUCCUCUCCUCGAUAAUGCUGAUCAAUGCCUGCGGCUUCAGCGCGGCCGAUCUGGACCAUCUGACGCAAAUGCAGCUGUUCUCCGAGGCGGUGAAGAGGGAUGCCGGGGAGUGUGAGAAAAGCCAACGACCGGCGAUCUUCUUCACAUUCCGCGAUCGAAAGGUUUCCAAGAAUUCUGUCGAAAAUCUGCAGCCCGGCCGCUACGGCAGCGAUCCAGAUUAUUUCAAGCGGAUGAAGAUGAACCCCGCUAACGAAAAAAAGAUUGAUGAAGUCCGAGAGGCCGCCAGAAACAUGCAGAUUUUUGUCUUCCCGACUCCAGACAAAAAAUUGACGGAUGCUUCAACGGGUGAUGUUAUUACGAUUGGAAGUCCGGUGAAGCCCUCUCCCGGCACCCAACCCAGGACUCAGGAGGGGGCCGAGAAGUCGCAGCCAGUUGAAGAUAGAGUCGUCUCGGAAGACAUGAAAAACUUUAUGGCCGUCGUCGAGGAGCUCACCGAGCAGAUCAAGGCAAAUCUGCAGCCAAGCUAUGUGAUGGGCACCGAACUCAACUACGACAAUUUCAAGGAGAUCAUCCGGACCCUGGUCGAGAGCUGCAAGAUGUCGGGCAUCAACGACCAUAUCCAGGACGACGUCAAGACGAUCAUGGAAAACGCGGAGACUCGUGCCUGCGAGGUCGGCCUAAACGCAUAUCGGGAAAAUUCAAAGUCGGAGCCAGAGAUUACGAUGCGCGCAUUCAAGCAGCGGUGGGACCAGGCCAAAGCGUUGGCCAUGAAAGCCUAUCUUCAAAGCAAGCACUACGGAAACGAGGAAAAACGGGCAGAGAAUUUGAGGAUUUUUGAGCAAAAAUUAGAGCCAGGAAUCCUGGGCGAGGAGAUCGCCGCCGAAGACGCCAAGUUUCGUCAGGCCGUCGCCGAGGAGAUUUACUACGAGGAAGGAACCAAAGCUCCAGCCGAGGUAGAAGACGUCGUCAAGCAGCUGAGGACGGCGAUCGAAGUGCGCUACCGCAUUGGGCAGAAGAACGCCGAUGCCCGUCGCGUCUAUGAAGACGUGCCGGAAAUUGCUCGUACGACUGCAAAGGAGUAUGAAAAGGCGGCGAUUGAAGCUGUCAAAACGUGCAAAACGCUACCGGAGCUGGAAAAGGCCAUUUGGACCGCGGCGAGAAAGGCGCGAAACGACUAUGCGGCAAAGGUUGCUGAAUUGAAGGAAAGCGUACACGAUGAGAAGCUGCGCAGCUACGCCACCGACUACCAACGCGUCUUUUUCACGUGUUUGGAGAAUGCCCACAUGAAGGCGGCCAACGUCUGCGAGCAGGACUUUGUCAGCCAGAACCAGGUGGCCGCGACCGCU
This is a messenger RNA of Mesorhabditis spiculigera, 1770 nucleotides long. The record is from the annotation of a GenBank genome assembly. Lineage: Eukaryota; Metazoa; Nematoda; Chromadorea; Rhabditida; Rhabditidae.